Molecule: messenger RNA, 1404 nt
Organism: Batrachochytrium dendrobatidis JAM81
Lineage: Eukaryota; Fungi; Chytridiomycota; Chytridiomycetes; Rhizophydiales
Exons: 1
Coding region: 1-1404 (467 amino acids)
Source: RefSeq, a predicted model, not a curated record
AUGAAAUUUACCGCUCUUGUUCUUGCUACUCUCACAGCUUCCGCUGUCGCGUACCCCCAAUGCCAGGGAACUGACUGUGCUCUUACCCAGCAAGCUGCUGCCCAAACUGCUGCUCAGACUGCUACCGCUCAAUCUGCUCCUGAACAGACAGUUUCUGAUGAAGAUCUCGUAUCUGAGCAAGCCCCAAUUAUCAUUGAGGUUCCAUCUCCUGUUGAGCAAGUUGCUGCUGCUUCCGAGACCCCAGCCCAGACUGAGCAAGCCCCAACUAUCAUUGAGGUUCCAUCUCCAGUCGAGCAAGUCGCUGUUGCUUCCGAGACUCCAGCCCAGACUGAGCAAGUUGCUGCUCAGACCGAGCAAGCCGUUGCCCAAACUGCUGCUCAAUCUGCUGCCGAACAGACAAUUUCUGAUGCCGAUCUCGAAUCUGUCCAAGCCCCAGCCAAGACCGAAGCUUUGGCUCAGACCGAGCAAACCCCAACUGCUCCCGAGACCCCAGCUCAGACCGAGGCUGCUCCAGUUGAGACUGCCUCUGCUUGCACCGGAUCUUCUUGCCCAUCCAAGGCUGCCGAGCAAGCCCCUGCUGAGGCUGCUCCAGUUGAGGCUGCCCCUGCUUGCACCGGAUCUUCUUGCCCAUCCAAGGCUGCCGAGCAAGCCCCUGCUGAGGCUGCCCCAGCUGAGGCUGCCCCUGCUUGCGCCGGAUCUUCUUGCCCAUCCAAGGCUGCCGAGGAAACUCCAGCUGAAGAGGAUCAGGAGUACAAGGAUCCCGAGGCACCAGCUAAACAGACCGAGGAAGGUGAUGAAGAAGAAGAUGAGGAAGAAGAGGAGGAAGGUGAUGAAGAUCCCGAUGCACCAGCUGAAGGUGAUGAUCUUGAGGAAGAUCAGGAGUACAAGGAUCCCGCACCACCUGCAAAGAAGAGCACUUGCUCGUCUACCGGAAAGUCGUGCACGUCCACCACUGUUGAGGCUCCUGCACCACCUGCUUCUGAGGAUCAGAAGUACAAGGAUCCCGCACCACCUGCAAAGAAGCAUACUCCUCAACCACCUGCACCACAGCAGCAGACUCCAUCUGAGCCAACAUAUCAGGAUCCCGCACCACCUGCACCAAAGCAGCAGGCUCCUCAACCACCUGCACCACAACAGCAGACUCAACCACCUGCACCAAAGCAGCAGGCUCCUCAACCACCUGCACCACAACAGCAGACUUCUCAACCACCUGCACCCAAGAAGUCUUGCACACAAAAGCAGCAGACUCCACCUGCACCUAAGAAGGAGACUCCACCUGCACCCAAGAAACCCUCCCCCAGUAAGCCCCAGUAUUCAGAGGAAGAUGAGGUUAUCGCAUCCGGUGCUUCUGCUACCAUGCUUUCCGGUGCUGCCAUUGUUGUUGCCAUUGCUGCUCUUCUUUAA